GUCUGCCUUGUAACAUAUGGGUCGUCAACAGAGACAAGCAGGCCACACCAACCGAGACAAGCAGGCCACACCAACUGCUGGCAACUGUGUCACCCUCUUGGCAGUGACCUGCUGGGGCAAGCACAAGCUGAGAGAGCCGUGAGAGUGGGCAUCAACACAUCACUCAGGACCAUAAGGACAGGUGUGUGUGUCCGUGGCUGUGACCUAUGUCUACUGUGUGACAGAAGUGUUGACAUUUAUUAUCCUAAGAUGGUCUUGAAGGGUACAGUAUGGAGAUUAGUUCAGGUUGGCAGAGGGCCUUGGUUCUUCAAGGUACCACAGAGUUCUUAGCCAGCAGAAAUCUGUACGUAGCAUGCUGUGUCCGGAGUGCCAAAGUCAGUGUACCCCAGCCAAGAGCCGUGCCUACCAGGAGGGGUGCUAGACCCGAUCGGUGCCAACCACGCCAACCUGGUGUUGAGAAACUGGCAAAGUUGUGGGGAGAUUGGCACCUGGAGAGAUCUGACAGCAGUCUUUUUCCAACGAGACUGGCAGUGCCAUCCCAGAGACAGUUAGGCCUUUGACAUCUUCCAGAUACGCUGUGCGCAUCUGUGAGAGCAGAGGAGAGUCACAGGGGGAAAUGAUCGCAGAGAAAUGUAACUAUUAUGAAUACUUUGCGAAGGUUACGAUGGGAUGCAAAAUACUAGAUCAAGUUGAAAUUAUACGUUUUUAAACACUGAUCAUUUGGGAGCUUUUACAUUAUCACAACAAUUUCAAUGCAAAUCCAACCUCCACCUCCUUCUGUCUGUUUUCCAGCUGACUCUUCACAGCCCCGCACGCAUGAUGAGCCCCCCUGCCACAGCUUACCCUCCCAGCGGGCACCAGCCUGCCCAGCAGCCCCAGACACUGGUACGCUGCCAGGCCCUGCCAGGCCCACAGGGGCACACACUGACAACCAUAGAGAAACAGAGACAGAGGGAGGACAGUUGAUCAGACAUUUGGGACACAUCUCCCACCACGGGCCAGCUGCCAGCUGCAUGCAACCAGUAUGGAGCAGGCUGCUUGCCACAUUGGAACAUGAUUAUCUUUAAUUUGGUCUGCUUUUGUGUGGAGUACAAUGGCCACCAUAAAGGGGGCUGAGCCACCUGUAGAGUUAGUGAAAUGGUCACGCUUGGAGCAUUUGGGCUGGACAGGAGGAGUGACAUGAUGGUUGUGUUCUGAAGUGCUCACCUUGUGUUCGUUUGUUUGCUUUUUCAAGUCACAGACAAGAGUUAAAUAAGUGUUUACAGUUUUGAGUUUUCAAUAUGCAUGUGUAUGCUUAUGAUGUUUCUUUGUUUGUAUGUGUUAUGUAGUGUGACAGGUCAUCCCAGCAAGGCUACUCCAGAGGACCUGUUCUACCUCCUGUCAUGCAGGGUUGUCCAUAACAACCAACCAGGUUUUAAUUUGUCCGUCCGUCCGUCUGUCCGUCUGUUCUCUCUUUCUCUUUCUCUCUUUUCCACUCUCUAGCUUUCUCUCUGUCUCCUCUCCAUGAAUGUUGUUUUCAUUUUUUUCCCUCACCUCUUGCUCCUUUUAAUUAAGUUAAAUAUUUACAAUGUUGAAAGUAAAGCAACAAAAUGCUUGGAAGGUGCUGCCUCACUGAAAGGUUGACGACCCCCAGUGGAAAAAUGUGCCAUGAAAGGUCAUGAUACCGUAGCAGUGGGAGCUGUCAGAAAAAGUAACGUAAACAACAACAACAACUCGCCUGGCUCAGUGUGUUGUCUGUCUGUUUGUUGUCAAUAUGUUGCCAGACGUGGUGUUGGAGUGCCUGGGGAGCCAGUGGGAGCUGCACUGCCCUCAUCUCACCAAGUCAGGCACCCUGAGUGACCUCUACAUGUCAGCCAGGCAGAAGAGGGCAAGGAGCCUUCAGGACAGUGCAGGUGCACUGCUUAAAUGUGUCACCCCAUCUGCCAGAGUUUAUCUGAGUACAGUAUCUCUGCAUCUCUUACUGACUUUGCCACAAAAUUCAGUUGAGUAAAUCAUGACAAACUAAAUUUAAACAUUUGGUCACAGCUGACACAAAUUACUCCCAUGAAUGUGAACCUCUUCCGCACGUGUGCAAAACCUCUUUGCACAAUUGUUCAAUCAGCAAUCAGUCCUUAUUCAUGCAUAAAAGAGGUCACCUCUGAGAUUGCUGUUUGCAAGAAUGGACCAAGUAAGAGGCAUAGGACAAGGACAAAGGAGAGGGAGAGGGGCCCAUAGAGGAAGAUAGUUCAGCUCUCAGUUAAAAUGGAAAAAUAUCAAAUAAAGCCUUUUUGUUUAUGGAUAUGCAUGCUCUUGAGUGACAUUCUUUCUGCUUUGGUCAUCUUUGGUAAAAUCAUUUUAGGUAAAAAGAAUACAGCCGUGAUAAUAUGUUUACUUGCCUUUUAUAGUGCAUACUAUAAUUAUGCUAUCAACAAAUGGCACAGACAUUGUUAGGGUAUAUUGAUAGUUGUAGUUAGUAUUUAUUGGGCCAUUGUGUAACGAUUGAUUGAAAUAACUCUUCAUUAGAUAACAAGUUGUAUAUUUUGAUGGACGUAGUUGAUUUUGUGUCAUGUAUUUAAUGGUUUGAGAGUCUUCAUGCAUUUUGCAGUUUGGGGCUGCGUGUUAAUUGUUUAGAAAAAGUUUAGAAUUCUGUUUGGACAAAUGUGCUCAAGCAAUCGAGAAAAACUGUAUCUGUGCUGAGUGUUGGAGAUAACAGUAUUAGAGCCCUAAUGUCUCUGCAUCCUAUCAUUGGUCCUAUCUGGUGUGGGAGACAGACAGGGCCCUAGUCACAUAAGUUAUUGCCAAAUGUUUGUCCUCUGAUAACAUUUUGAGGAAAUGUGUUUUAUAGUGACAAUCCGGAAUUCAUUUUCUAGGAGGACAGACAACUGGUUUUCGUCAGUCCCUUCUGCAAGGACAGAUGUGAUUAGGUUUCUGGCCUUGUUCUCCCCCAGCAUAUUGGUUUCAUUUGUCAUUCAGUAAACCAAACUAAGAAGUUGGUCCUUUAAGUGUUGUCUUGUAAAAAAUAUAUAUUUUUUUUUUUACUGCCUUAUCAUUGCAAUAUUUGUAUCUUAGGUGUAUCUUUAAGUGUAUGUGUUUGUGUGCAUUUGUGUGAAUAUCCAUGUCAUCUGAUUACUUCUGCCAUAGUUGUAGCAUGUGUUUGUUCUUGCAUGGACCAGAAAGUCGUAAGAGUGGGAGAGACAAGUCACACAGCCGACCAGGCAGCAGCAACUCCAGCAGGGACAAACAGAAUGGGAAGAAACCCACAGGCCCCCUGGUCCUCCACCUCUCUGUGAAAGAUGCUGCCAUCACCAAAGAGGGUAGCUACAAGAAUCAUACACCCAUAACAUACAUUUUUCAUUGGGGACAUUAAAGUAAAUCCUGACUCCCAUUGACAAACCGUAUAUAUUUGGUUCAAUUACAGUUCAUGUACCCAUAUCGCUCAUACAGUAUACUGAUGGCUGAUUAAUGAAAUGAAUGGUCAGACUGUUAAGCUUGUGUUUUCCCCUAGCCCUCUCCUUUGCCCUCGGGAGAGGGGGUGCUCUCUGCCACCGCCCUGCUGGGCCUGCCACACCUCUUCCAGAGAUGAGCCGGACUACCACAACACACUAAUGGUCUGGGGAACCCAUAGGAGUGUAUAUUUGUAGCACUAACACACCUGAUUCAACUAAUCAAGUGCGUGAUGAGUAGUUGAAUCUGACAAGCUAGUACUGGGUAAGAACAAAUAUGUGCACCCCUGUGGGUCACCAAGUUCCAUGUUUGAACUUUACCAUACUAGACUGUACAGUCUCUGUACUGUAAAACAAUGCUGUGGCUGCAAACACAGCCAAAACCGAUUAAUCCUACUUUCAACAAAAACAAGGUCAAGGAGGUACAGGGAUGAACUUUUCCCUGCUUGUAUAAAGUGAUGUCAGAUUGGAUAACUGAUUUCGUAACUUAUCAUACUAUGGUGCCUCCAGAAUACACCCCAUCUCUGUAAGGGUUGGUGUGAGGUGUGACCCAGGUGCGGUGCAGGUUAGACAGUAGGCAGUAGGCAGAGAUGGUGAAACAAGGAACUUUACUGAUUGUCCCGAAGCCAGGACACAAAAUAACGGACUUUACACGAGAAAGAAAGGCGGAGCAAAUAAGACUCCAAAAAACAGGCAGACAGCCAAAAAUACAAAAUACUAACUAUGACUGAAAUAAUAAAUAAACAGGGAGAACACUUCUCACGUACCUGUCCACACGUCCCGUGAUCAGACACUGAUUAGUACUGCUUGGCAUAGUGAAACAAGCAGAGAAAACUGAGCAAGGGAACACAGUGAAGUGAGGGCAUAAAUACACAGGUGAAUCAGAUAGACACAGGUGACACCAAUAGGAAGAUGAUUAGUCCCGACUGUGAGUGAGGAGGUGCCUAAGGUUUGUUGGAGGAUGACACCUAGUGGGUUUCUCCGAAACUGCGACCCCCUCCUGUAACAGUGCCCCCCCCCCCUCCUUGACGAACGGCCCCAGGGGACAGGUGGCGACGGGCUUGAGGAGGGACACAUGGAAUGUGGGAUGCACCUGCAUGGUGGGGGGAAGUUGGGGCGGUAGGCCACUGGGUUGACUCGCCAGACCACUCUGAAUGGCCCGACGAACCGGGGGGACAGCUUCCUGGACUCCGCGUGGAGAGCCGCACCCUCUGGUUGACCUGAUGUUGAGACCUGACGAGGCUCGCUUAAGUGCCGCCCGUACCUGCCUCCAUGUGCGGCGACAGCGACUGAUGUGGGGCUGGACCGACGGGACCGCAGCCUCCUCCUCUUGCUCGGGGAAUAGGGGGGGUUGGUACCCGUAUUGGCUCUGGAAGGGGGACAGGCUGGUGGACGAGCAGAGAAGGGUGUUGUGGGAAUACUCCGCCCACGCCAGUCGCUGACUCCACGUAGCUGGGUUGCUGGAGGCAUAGCACCUCAGCACCCCCUCCAGAUCCUGGUUGACGAGCUCCGUCUGCCCGUUCGACUGGGGAUGGAAGCCAGAAGACAAGCUGACGGAGGCACCGAGGCAGGUGGCAAACGCCUUCCAGAACUGAGGGCCCCGAUCCGACACCACAUCUUGGGGAAGGCCAUGGACCCGGAAAACGUGCUGCACCACCAACUUAGCCGUCUCCCGGGCCGACGGGAGUUUGGGAAGGAGAAUGAAGUGGGCAGCCUUCGAGAACUGGUCCACAACGACCAGGAUGACUGUGUAUCCAUCAGAGGGGGUAGGGAGGAAAUGAAAUCCAGCGAGAUGUGGGACCAGGGGUGCUUGGGGAUAGGCAGGGGUCGGAGCAGCCCUGCCGUGGGCUGAUAUGAGCUCUUCGUGCGCGCGCACACCGGGCAAGCUGCCACGAAGGCGCGCGUACCCCCCUCUGCAGAUGGCCACCAGAACAGAACCUCCUACGCAGGAACUCCAAUGUCCUGGUGCCCCCCGGAUGGGGGGUGAGGUCGGACGCGUGUGCCCACUGAAGCAGUCACGAGAGUGCAGCCUUGGGUACGAACAUCCUCCCCGAUGGACCUCCGCCCAGAUCGGGCUCCCGCCGUAGCGCUGCUCUGACCAGCCUAUCGAUUCCCCACGAAACUGGGGCAGCAAUCAGGGCAUUGAGGACAAUGGGGUCGUCCCUCUCCACCAGGUCCAAUGGGUCGAACUGCCGGGAGAGCGCGUCAGGCUUAGUGUUCUUCGACCCCGGAUGAUAUGAAAUGGUGAACCAGAACCUGGUGAAGAACAACGCCCACCUAGCCUGGCGCAAGUUGAGCGUCUUGGCCCCCUGAAUGUAGGCUAAGUUCUUGUGGUCAGUCCAUACGACAAAUGGAUGGGCGGCCCCCUCUAGUCAAUGUCUCCACUCCCCUAGGGCGAGCUUGACCGCUAGCAGCUCACGGUUCCCCACAUCGUAAUUCCGCUCCACCGGGGACAGCCGACGGGAGAAAAAUGUGCAGGGGUGAGUCUUACCAUCCGUGAGGAACCGCUGGGACAACAUUACUCCCACCACAACGUCUGAAGCAUCCACCUCCACAAUGAACGGCAGGGACGGAUCAGGAUGCCCGAGGACCGGGGCCGAUGUAAAGCGCCACUUCAGCACAUCAAAUGCGUUCCCCGCUUCCGGGGUCCAUGCAAAGGAGCGUACACUCGUCUGGUUGAGGGGUGUCAGGGGAGCGGCUAGGGAGCUAAAAUUGCAAAUGAAUCGCCUAUAAAAAGUAGCGAACCCUAAAAACCAUUGUAGUUGCUUGAGGGAUGAGGGCUGGGGCCAGUCCAGUACUGUGCUGACCUUGGCUGGGUCCAUCCGUAGGUCCCCCUGGGUGACGAUGAACCCCAGGAAGGAGACUGUCUCAGUGUGGAACACACACUUCUCCGCCUUGACAUAGAGCUGGUGACGGAAAAGGCGUUGGAGGACCUGCCGAACGUGCUGCUGGUGUUCACUCAUGUCCUUCGAAAAUAUGAGGAUAUCAUCCAAAAACACGAAGACGCUGUAGUUGAGGAGGUCCCGGAGCACGACAUUGACCAACGCCUGGAACACCGCAGGCGCGUUGGCUAGACCAAACGGCACGACUUGGUACUCGUAAUGCCCACUGGGUGUGUUGAACGUUGUCUUCCACUCGUCCCCCUCCCGAAUUCUCACCAGGUUGUAAGCAUUACGUAAGUCCAGCUUGGUGAAGACGCGGGCUCCCUGUAAUGACUCGAAUCGUCAUCAGGGGGAGUGGGUAGCGGUUCUUAACCGUGAUGUAGUUGAGCGCCCGUUAAUCAAUGCACGGCCGCUGCCCACCGUCCUUUUUCCCCACGAAGAAGAAGCCUGCGCCCGCGGGUGAUGUAGAGGGACGGAUGUGACCCUCGACGAGUGCCUCGUCGAUAUACUCCCUCAUGGCCAGCGUCUACGGCCGGGACAAGGAAAACAAUCGCCCUCGUGUGGGCAUGGCGCCCAGCAGGAGAUCGAUAGCGCAGUCGUAUGGCCUAUGAGGAGGUAGGCCCUUGGCACGCCUCUUACUAAACACCUCCCCGCACUCUGAACCACCUCCCAAUACUCCAGAGGAAUGCCUGCCAGGUCUGGGCCGGUGACGGAGUCUGUAGCUGCCGUCCUCCCGGUGGCAACCGCCGCUAGGGCGGUAGGCGGUUCGGAGUGCGGGACCUGGGGAAGAGGUGAGGACUGGUAGGUGGUCUGGGACGGUGAUUUGGGCUGAUGAGUGAUCGGUGGAAACCGGAACAGGACGGGGGCGGCACCUCCCUCCAGGAUGAGCCGCCUCCCUCCAGGAUGAGCCGCCCCAUGGACCAAUCUAUCCGGGGUUUGUGGGCGACCAGCCAGGGGUGAACACUCCGGAGAGUCCACAAUGAAAAACUGGAUAUCCUCCCAUAGCCCCCCGCCACCCGGACACAUACGGGAACAGUGCGCCGGGUGAUAAAGCCCGACCCCAACGGCCGGUCGUCCAGACCUAUGACCGGAACCGGCUCGGAGAGGGAGCAUAACGGAACGCUCCACCCUUGGGCCAGCCCCGCGUCCAUCAGGUUUCCCGCGGGCCCACUGAACCCUGUCGGGGAGAAAAGUCUGGGAUUCUCUGGAGUUGGGGUUUCGGUUCAGGCUCACUAGCACCCGUUCCGAUACUAGCGAGCCCUCCUGUUUCCCAGCUUCUCCGGGCAUGAUUCGCAGGGGUGACCUGUCUGGCCGCAGUACAGGCAACGCACCCAGCUGCAUAGCCUCCUCCUGAGGCGUCUCCUCCCUGAAUCGUUGGAAAGCCUCCGGGCUGAUAGGGGGACACGGAGGCGCGCCUUGCGUCAUGCCUCUCUCGUGCGCCCUCUCACGACGCCGAUUGUCUAUCCACACCGAGAGGUUGCUCAGGCAGCUCCCUGAAGGAGAGUUCGUCCUUCAUCCCCUCCGAUAGCCCCUGAGCGUAAAGGACGACCGGGGUGUCCUCCUCCCACCCGAGAGGUGUCGAACACCUUGCGUAGCUCCCGGGUGAAUAGGUAGGAAUCGGAGCAUGCCGGAGUUUGGCUCUCGGAAUCAGAUAGACACAGGUGACACCAAUAGGAAGAUGAUUAGUCCCGACUGUGAGUGAGGAGGUGUCUAAGGUUUGUCAGAGGAUGACACCUAGUGGGUCGCUCCGGAACUGCGACCCCCUCCUGUAACACAUCUCUUGUGGGACCGACCUCAGUUGGCCCGAUUGAAGUGGUUGAUUCAUGUCCAUGAGACUGGGUGGGGAUGGGUUUGAAUGAGAUGAAUCCAUGUCAACCUUGGCCAUAUUUCCUCAGCUUGUCCUGGAAUGUACUGUAAGAUAUUUUAAGCUGAAAUCAGAAACGGCAUUCAAGAGUCCCACCCAGUCAGUGGUGUAGUGGAGGGUAUACGUCUUACACCCACUUAUUUUUAGUUAGCAUUGCAUAUACACACUAUUUAAAUCCCUACGAUGCGUAUCAAAGUAGUGUAGUGGAGGUACAGUAUACGCCGUAUCAGUUAUUAAGGCUGAUGGAAUAUUUAGCCUCAAAUGUUGAUGAACUAUUUCUAAACAUUUCAGGCUCAGCAAUGUGCACGCGUAUGCGCAAAUGUUCCUAAAUGCAAUUUGCGGGAAAACCCCUUUCUUAGAUGCGCACUGCACAUGCGAGUGGUUUCAUGUACAGAGAUAGCAAUGUCCGUUAGAAAUUCAGAAAGAGGUGAGAUUAAAGAUGCAACAACUAUCAUGGGUUGCUAAAAUGAAUAGGACAAUGCCUUUCACAGCUAGACAAUGAGAGAAAGAAAACCAAUAGAACAGGAGAAAGUAUAUGAGGAAGUCUUUAUAAAAUAAUUGCCUCCACGUUUCUAUGGUGGGAUUUUGGCUAUAGGCUCCUUUGAAGCAAGGUAAGGCAUGCCUCAUAAUAUUAUGCAGAUUUUAGCAUGUAAAUCUCGGUGGGGCAAACUCCCAAUUUUUAGGGGGAUGCAUGCCAUCAAAGCCACUACACAACACAACAUUAAACAAUAUAUUCAUUGCACUAUAAUGGUGACAAAGGGUUCCCACAAACUGCCUACAUAAAGCUAUCCCAACAGCAGAGCUUUCUUUUCAGCACCAUGGAGUGAAUCCUUACCACUGCCACACCUGGCUAUCAGCGGAGCCUUGUCUGGCAGCGAAACAGUUCAUUCAGCCUCAUUUACUGCCUUUAAAAAAAAACAUAGCUGAUAUGGCUGACUUGCUUAAACAAAUGUGGUUUCUACUGUACAAACUAUGGCAUAAGGGAACGAUGAGUGGAUAAGAGGCAAUCCGUCAUUUCGAUUAAGACAUUGAUGAGCGAGCUAAGACGGAUGUAGUCAAUAUAACUAUUUGUUCAGCACUUUUGAAAUGUACAGCGACAGAAUUCAGAACAUGGGCCGUUCUUACAGUAUUCUCCCUGUACACCAAGUCAGAACCGUAGGAUAAAUAAAGGGGGCAUAUAAGCAGACAAUGAAAGCUCUUACAAUAUUCAAUGAUUACAUUUCCCCAAAACAGGCUAUAGGCUACAUGUGCACCACCAAGUCAGAACAGUAGGAUAAAUUAUGAGGGGGAAAGGGACCAAAUUAUUAGGGUGAGGCACAUGGGCUACAAACAGCUUACUACACAACAUACACUUAGUAUUACUUUCUUAGCUACAGUAUACAUAUCUCCCUGGCAUAUUACAUAAUUUAUGCAGCAGCAUACAAUACAUUUUUGGACACCUUGUUGUGCUGUGCUCAUUUGAACAGGAAGGUGACGUGGCGGUCCAUGUGGGCAAAUUUUGUCAUCAAACUUUGUCAUCAAAUUCUGGCAUUCUCUGGAUUUAUGCUGCUUUCAAGACAACUGGGAACUCUGAAAAAAACAAGGUUCAAUCAUGACAUCAGUGAUCUUCAAGGUCGGAGCUCUAGAAAGAGGCCCGAGUUCCCGACUUGGAUUCCAAGUUGUGUGACUGUUCAAAAGGUAUUUUCCCAAUCGGAGCUAGUUUCUUUUUUGAGUUCCCAGCUGUCUUGAACUCACUGAAGUCUGAGAUUUCCCAGUUCCGAGUUUCUAGUUGUUUUGAACGCGGCAGAAGUCAUACUGGAUUGACAGCAUGAAUGUUCAUCCUUUUAAGCUUGGAAAAGAACACCUUAAACCCAGACUUGGGCCACACACCCACUCUACUGAAUACCAGGCUAGUGAUUGCUUUGCAAUGCCUGCAGAGCGCCAUUGAUUCCUUCCAAACCAAUCAAUGUUGAAUUUGCGAUUUCCAACUUGUUGUGUAAUGUUUAUGUUCAAUGGCCGAUGAGCACCGAUUCAUUUUAUCUAUCAUUUAUCUUCAUAUGACAAGGAUCGAAAAGGAUUUGCCAGUAGAUUGUCGACGUGAUUCAUGAUGAUGACUGCUUGCUAAGAUUUUGAAAGGAUGAUGUUGACAUGAUUAGUCCAUUAAAAGCUACGGUAGAUAUAACGUGAUUUGACUUCAUUUUAUCUGUGGCCAAUGACCUUGAGCCUUCUUGGAUGGGCACUUCUAAUUUAACUCUAUGGCAGCACCCAAGGAGCUUGAAUUUUUGAGCUCUCCCCAUAGAUUUUGCGGGUACGUAGUGUCUCCAUGAGUGACAGAGCACUGAGCCAAUCACGGCUCAACUAGAGAACAUUACCAACCCCUACUCUCCGUAUUUUCCGCUGGCUGCCCCACAACCACAGAAAGCAAUGAGCUAGGCUGAAACACCUGCAUUUUGGAGCUGCCUUAGUCAAGUAAGCAAAAAAGAGACCAUGUUUGUAUGCAGCUUUAUUAACUCAAAGAUUUUUACAUUGUUUGCAAACUGAUAUGUGACACGUGUUAAUGCCAAAAUAACAUGCAAAACAGGCAACAACAUUUUUUUUUUUUUGCUACAGGUGGGGCUCAAAACUGAAUGACUGGUCGCCACUAUAAUAUUAAGUAAAACACCCAGGUUUCAAACAAUUAAGGAACAGGACAAAUAUAGAGAUGCUAAUGAUAGGCCUAACUGUACUCUGGUAGAUAGAAAGGCUUUUCCAAAACCCUUCUCAAUUAAAUCUUAACUAGCUACAAAGUAGCCUAUGCCUACCAGGCAGAAUGAUAUCAUGAUUAUUUGCAUCAAUCCAGUGACCAUAUGUUUUGCAAACUCUACCUCAUGUGCUACAGAAACACCUCUAACCAAACAACAGUGCUUGGUGCAUGAGCGCUUGAAUUAAAGGGUAACUACACUAAAAAAUAUAUAUAUUAGAUUUUUGACAGAACUUAAAAGUGAUCUCCUGAUGUGGUUUAAGCAUUGUUAUGGACUUACAACAUCCAAUUUUGUUUUUUUAUUAACAAAGUGUGACUUUGAAAACAAAAACCAGAAAAAUCUGAAACCUGUGAAUUUUUGAGUCAGUUGACAGCCUCGUUUAUCUGUUUCAAUAGUAGGCCUAUUAUUAGUCUACUUGCACAGUACAGCUUGGGUUGUCCUGACUGUGAAAGACCAAUAUGGGAUGUAUAAUUUUAGGUCAUUCAGUGUGUCACUGUUUCUCACAGAAUUUGUCACACAGGGAGCCUCUCCUUCACCCGGCAGGCCGUUUGGGAUUUCUUGGGCAAAAUUAUAGUAUAUCCACUUCUCCAGGCACCACUACACAACUGCACCCGGUCACUUAAGUCACCCUGGCCUGUAUCGUAAAUAAAGCAGACGUUUAUUAUGGUCUGUAACGGAGGUGACAGACAAUACGUUUGUGAUUGACAGGUGCCUAACGGAGAUGAUAAAUAAGAUCAGCUCCUCCACUGUGUGUGACUUUCGUCGGGUGUCCUGCAAGGUAAGCUGGGGUAAAUAGCAUCUGCUGUGUGUGUGGGUGGGUAAAAAAGUUACUGCUCAAAAAUAUACAGUAGGGGGAGCCAAAUCUCCUCAAACACAUAUGCACUGCUUGAAAAGCAAAAAGGAAAGAUUAUAACCAUAAAUAGGUUCUAAGUGGCAUAGCACCCAUUUGUGGUCAUCAUUUUUGCUUUUCAAUUACGAUUCCCCUCCAAGAGCAAUUGUGGUUGUUGUGGAAUACCCGAAGAGCUCCUGCUACUUUUCUUCAACAUAUGCACUGCUGUCUGAAUUGUGUUUCCAUGCAUGUUUGUCUAUGUUGUUGUCUCUGUGACAUUUUGUUUGUGUGCAUGUUGAUAUAUGUUUUUGUGCACAUCUGUGUGUGUGUGUGUUUGCUUAUUUUUCUAUGUGGUUCAGUAUAAGGAAACCAGUCUUCAGAGAGCAUGUGAGCGAUGGAUGGAGCUUUACCUGGUGACUGAGUUGAGAUGUUUCAUCUACCUUAGAGACCUACAGCUCAGAUCCUUCCCUACCAUAGGUCCAUUAUUACCUUUUUCUCCAGGUACAGAUCACAUAGGGCUCAAGGUGGGAGUCUUCAGGCGUAAGUUUCAUUUUGUGUCCAUUCAAGUGGAGGGAAUUCGUAGGCAACUGUCCAUGGAUAACAUGUUCGUUCUGUUUGUUUGAACAUUGAUUCUGGUAGACAUGUAACUACACUGCCCCACAAGCUUUUCUCUCACUCUCUCACGCUCACCCUCUCUCACUCCAGUUGACCGAGGGCUGGCAUCUUCCUUCUUUUGCUCUUGUUAACUAUGUGCAUUAAUUCAUGUUCAUAAGGCCUUUCAUAGUGCAAUGUGUUCAUCAUUACUAUGUCGCAAUGGUGUAAGGAGAAGGACUAAACUAAAGACAGACCUAUUGGCCGCGGCCUCUGUACGUGACUACAACACUCUGGAGCCCGUGUCCGUCCUAUCAUGCAGCUGGAGACACAUGUAAUGUGUUGCUACAAGGGCCGCCGGACCAGUGGUCCAUAGGCGAGCAGCCAGUUUUAAUAUCAGUUUGAUAUUAAAGAACCACACAACGUGACUCUAGCCUCCCAGUGUGAUUCUGAUAAACAGGCUCCUCUACUGUGAAAAUCAUGCACAGUAGACACCUUGGCAUAUGCCUAAGUGGGCAAGGUCCCAGGCAAAUAACAAGUUCUCAGCCUCUGCUUAGAUUCCUGGAAUCAUGGUGUGAUUCAUUCUGAAACUCUGCAGAUUUUUAUUGACUUGAGGUACUGAAUAUAUUAGUCAACAUUAAAUGAAUCUCAGACCAGUUGCACCAGCCAUAGGUUAUCAUUGGUGGGCUAUGAUUAUGUUUAGGUAUUACAUGGUAACUGUUAACUGCUUUCACGUAGUUACUUUUGAAUUGUUUGGCAUUCAUCAGAGGUGGUGUUGUGUGUGUGUGUGUGUGCGUGCGUGAAAGGGUAAAUGUGAGUGACAUUAUGGUGAGUGUUUGCUUGACGGUGAACCCUUACCUUUGACCCCUCCAGGAGCCCAUCUAGAGGAGAUGCAACAGAUCCAUGUCUUUCCUCAGUCCUGGCUGCUCCUCAUCUUCUCCAAUCACUACUACACUGUGCAUUCAUGUACAAUGUAGACAGGCACGCCUAAGAGUUCAAGAGGAUAAUUGGGCAAACAUAUUGUUUUCCGAUAUGCUGCUGGACGUAGCCUACAAUCCUCUUUCUCCCUCGUUCGAUUUUAUCCCAGCUCCACAGUGGAGGAGACAUGCAAGUAACAGAUUUCUCCCGACAAACAUUACGCUUCGGCAUAGUCAUUAAGAGGGUAAGUCUAACUUACUGUAACUUACCUUGUUUGGUAAAUUGGUGAAAGGUGAAAAUGAAUCUGUUUUGUAAGUCAUUGGUGCUAUUGAUUUGGUGUCAUCCUACAGGAGCCUCGGUACUGCACGCAAACCAUUGAACUGUAUGGCUUCUACUUCCUGCUGAAAGCAGCCAACAUGAGAGAGCCAGACUCGCAUGGCUUCUUACUGCAGGUCAGGGUGCAUCAACACUGUGUCUGCAUCUCAAAUGGCAUGUGAUUCACUAUGGGCCCUGGUCAAAAGUAGUGCACGAUCAGUGAUGAUUUUAGCAUGUAAAUCUUGGUGGGGCAAACUCCCCAAAUGUAUUUUUGAUGCGUGCCAGGAAAGCCACUACACAACACAACACUAAACAAUUGCAUUAUAACGGUGACAAAUGGCGCCCACAAACUGUUAGGGCCUACAUAAAGCUGUCCCAACAGCAGAGCUUUCUUUUCAGCACCAUAGAGUGAAUCCUUACCACUGCCACACCUGGCUAUCAGUGGAGCCUUGUCUGGCAGCAAAACAGUUAAUUCAGCCUAAUUUACUGCCUUUAAAAAAAAAACAUAGCUGAUAUGGCUGACUUGCUUAAACAAAUGUGGUUUCUACUGACAAUUAAGAUGUACAAACUAUGGCAUAAGGGAACGACGAGAGGAUAAGAGGCAAUCGGUCACUUCGAUUAAGACAUUAAUGAGCGAGCUAAGACGGACGUAGUUAGUUUAACUAUUUGUUCAGCACUUUUGAAAUGUACAGCGGCAGAAUUCAGAACAUGGGCCGCUCUUACAGUAUUCUCCCUGUACACCAAGUCAGAACUGUAGGAUAAAUAAAGGGGGCUGUUACGAACCCCGUGGCUUUGAACGUCUAGGAUGAUGGACAUGAGACCCGUAACAUAAUUCAUGUAAAUUAUAAGUGUGACAUGGAACAGUGAGAAGGAAAAACUACACGACAACCAUAAACUACCGUCAAACACAAAUGGUUUAUUUCUGAACACACGGUAACGGUUUGGGAAAAAAGGGCUGAGCAGGACCCAAGAAAUGAAACAAUAGUGUAAAACACCCCUAAACUGAUCUUGCCUGCCUCAAGAACCGCUAGGCUACUGCUACCAUACAAAAAUACAGUGGGUGGUCCGCUCAGGUCUAACUAGUGUUUAUAGACAGUUCUUUCUACAGGAAAUGUAUGCCCAAGGGCAGCUAGCUCAAACUCCCCUUUUCCCAGAAACACACAAUAGUUGCCAAACAGAGUAACCAACAAAUUAAUGAGUACUCUAAACACAGGACAUCACAGUAUCCAUUACUCACAUACAAAACAGUGGUCUAACAAAAUUACCAACCAGAGUAACCGGCAACUUAGUGAGUAAACAAAAACAGGACACCACAGUGUCCAUACUCACAUACGGAAAUAUUCUCUCUCUCUACAAACACAAGUGACUGGUUUUUAUAUAAUGGGAUGUGUGAUUGAAAGAACGAGUAACAGGUGGUGCAAUGCACAGGAAUGUUCACUGAUUGGUCCAAUCAGCAGACACCUCAACGACCACCAAUCAGGAACAUACAGGACACCUGUGAUUAGGGCAGAAGGAGUAGAAACACACAAAAACACAGGAUACCUGUAUCCGUAACACUCCCACCCUUAAAAGAGCAAACCACAAUGGUUUGCGACACACGUACCAUCACAACACCCAAAAUUCAAUAAUCAUCCUGUCGGGAUAAAAAAAAAAACCUAGAUCAUUACACACGAGACAAAGCAUCUGCCAACACAUUAUCCAACCCCUUUUUGUGGCGGAUCUCCAAAUUAUAAUUUUGCACGACAAGUGCCCAACGCAUAAGGCAGGGGUGUCAAACUCAUUCCAUGGAGGGCCUAGUGUCUGCAGGUUUUUGGUUUUUCCUUUCAAUUAAGCCCUAGACAACCAGGUGUGGGGAGUUCCUUACUAAUUAGUGACCUUAAUUCAUCAAUCAAGGACAAGGGAGGAGUGAAAACCCGCAGCCACUAGGCCCUCCGUGGAAUGAGUUUGACACAUGUGGCAUAAGGCGUUGGUUCUGGUUGUACAUCCGGUGGAGAAAACUAAGGGGUUAUGGUCAGUAUACACUAUCACUGGUAAUGCACUGGAACCAACAUAAACUUCAAAGUACUGCAGAGCUAACAACAAAGCUAGAGCUUCUUGUUCAAUGGUGGAAUAGUUUGUCUGACAUUUGUUAAAUUUCCGUGAAAAAUAACAGACAGGAUGGUCCACUCCACUCUGGCCCUGCUGCAGUAGAACAGCACCAGCACCUCUGGCACUUGCAUCUACCUCCAGUUUAAACGGUCGUUCAAAAUCUGGCGCAGCAAGAACAGGAGUACUACAUAAGAGUGCUUUAGCAGUGUUGAAAGCAGUACAACAAUCUUCAGACCAUACAAAUUUUCUCGCCGGACUGAGCAAAUCCGUUAAUGGAGCAACUACCGCAGAGAAAUUUUUACAGAAACUACGGUAGUAGCCAACCAUCCCUAAAAAACGGCGUAGCUCUCUUCUGGUGGUAGGUGCGGGAAAUGCGUUUAUAGCGGAGACCUUGGCAUCUACAGGGCGCACCUGACCAUGGCCGACCUGUUUACCGAGAUAAGUAACAGUGGCCUUCCCAAACUCGCACUUUGCUAAGUUCAGGGUUAGAGAAGCGGUUGCUAGACGUUCACACACUACCCUUAGAGUUUUAACAUGAUCAGACCACUCAGUUGAAUAAAUAACCAGAUCAUCAAGGUAAGCACUACAAUUAGGAACUCCAGCCAAUACUGUGUUAACCAGGCGUUGGAAAGUGGCUGGUGCGUUCCGCAUACCAAAUGCCAUGACAGCAUAUUGUAGGAAGUGAUCUGGGGUCACAAAGGCAGAAAUGUCGGAGGCACGUGGGGUUAACGGCACCUGCCAGUAACCUUUUAGAAGAUCUAGUUUGGUUACAUAAGUAGCAGCACCAACAGUAUCAAUACAGUCAUCCAGUCUGGGUAACGGGAACGAGUCGGGCACUGUGACAGCAUUGACCUUCCGAUAGUCCGUACAUAAUCUGGAUGUCCCAUCAGGUUUAGGAACCAGAAUGCACGGAGAACUCCAAGGACUUGAACUUGGCAUAGCCAGGUUAUUCUCCAGCAAAUAACCGACCUCACCCCUCAUUAUCUUUCUUUUAGAGACGUUGACACGAUAAGCAUGUUGCUUGAUAGGUGCAGCGUUUCCAACGUUAAUGUCAUGUUCUAACACAUUUGUGCAUGUAGGAACAUCAUUAAAAAGACAUGGAAAGCUGUGUAAUAGUCUCACAAUAUCAUCUGACUGUCUGUCCGUUAAAUGAAUCAGGCUUGACGGGAGAGACAGCAGCAUCUCUGAAUUGGGCAAUCUAGCACACUGCUGCUGAGUAUUGCGCAACUCCAAACCAUCUCCGUCCACAUCAUUAACAUGACCUCCCACUACAGCCGUAGCAGCAAUAGAGACAGCCGACUCGGCCAGUUUCUCUGGACUGUCUACCUGAGUGACGGGCCUGGUGUGGUAUGUCUUCAACAUGUUAACGUGGCACACACGAGAUUGGCGUUUUCUAUCAGGAGUCUGUAUCACGUAGUCAGUUUCACUUAGUUUCUUUUCAAUGACAUAAGGACCAGAGAAACGUGCUGACAAUGACGCUCCUGGCACAGGUAACAAUACAAGAACUUGGUCACCUGGCUGCAGUGAACGAGAAACAGCCUGUGUGUCAUAGUGUCGUUUCAUCCGUUUCUGUGAGGAAGACAGCGCUUCCUUUGCUAGAGCACAGGCAGCAUGUAGGCGCUCACGAAAGCGACUAACGUAGUCCAACACAUUUUCUUUCACACACAACUCUUGUGACAAAAACUGAUCCUUAAGGACUUUCAUAGGUCCUCUCAUGGUGUGUCCAAACACCAGUUCAGCUGGGCUGAACCCUAGGGAUUCCUGUACUGUCUCACGGACAGCAAACAAAACUAGAGGAACUCCCUCAUCCCAAUCUUUCUCAGAUUCCAAGCAAUAUUUACGGAGCAUAGACUUCAGGGUCUGAUGCCAACGUUCAAGCGCACCCUGAGACUCUGGGUGAUAUGCGCUUGUCACACGGUGUGUAACUGACAAGGAUUUUAACACUUGUUUGAAAAGUUUAGAAAGGAAAUUCGUACCCUGAUCAGUUUGUAUCACCUUAGGUAAUCCAAAAGUUGAGAAGAAUUUGAUCAACGCUUUACUCACCACUGGAGCCGUAAUCCUUCGCAGAGGAAUGGCCUCUGGGUACCUGGUGGUCACACACAUAAUUGUCAACAUAAACUGGUUACCAGAUUUUGUUUUUGGUAAUGGUCCAACACAAUCAACCAUCACAUGUUCGAAGGGUUCACCUAUUGCCGGUAUGGGACAAAGAGGCGCGGGGGAAAUAACCUGGUUCGGUUUCCCAACUACUUGACAGGUGUGGCAAGUCCGACAGAACUGAGCCACAUCUUGUUUUAAGCCAGGCCAAAAGAAAUGUCGCAAAACUCGAUCAUAAGUCUUGGUGACUCCCAGAUGUCCGGACCACUGGUGAUCAUGAGCGAGGGAUAAAACAUUUUGUCGAAAGGCUGUAGGAAUCACUAUUUGGUAAACAGCAUUCCAAUCUCCGCCAGCGUCAACAUGGGAUGUCCAUUUACGCAUGAGGAGAUUACCAUCAAUGAAGUAUGCCAUGUUUUUCUUCUUUAGCUCCUCCUCUGAGACAACACUAGAAAAACAUUUAGCUAGGCUAAUGUCAACCUGUUGGUUAGCGAUCAGCUGCUCACGAGUAACUGGUAACUGUAUUGCCUCAGCAACAAGUUCCACAUCCUUCUUCCUUUCUCUGGGCUGUUGGUCAGACUGCACCAGCUUACCAGAGGUAGAACCCGAACUAUCCUCUGGGUCACACUCUCUGAAUAGAAUCGUGUUCGACAAAUCUAUCACUUCACCCACUUGUCGUGCUUGAGCACGUGUGACAGCACAAGCGGGGAACACAUCUGGAUAACCCUGUGCCAGCUCCUCGGAGAGAGACUGGUCACUUUUAUCCAAUACUUCCAAUACGGGUAUCACCUUUCCUCCGGCAAUAUCGUUGCCCAUUAUAAAUGUCACACCUUUUACUGGCAACAUAGGACGUACGCCAACUCUGAACAAUCCACUGACUAACUCAGAGUGUACGUUCACAAAGUGCAAUGGCACUGGGACAAAUCCCAUUUCAAUUCCUUGUACUAACACACUGGAACCACAAUAUGUAUUAUUAGACAAGGGCAACACAUCAGCUAGUAUGAACGACUGCGCCGCACCAGUAUCUCUGAGGAUUCUAACUGGACGCUGAGACGCUUCGUCAUCUGAUAUAGAAACAAACCCCUCAAAAAUGAACGGUUCAUAACUGUGAUCUGGGACAGGGACUUUCAAACCACAUUCACUAUGAGGCCUCUGUCUUGAUUCCGGCCUUACAACCGUACGAAUCAGCCCAACACCCGUUGGCGGCCUGGCGUGCUGAGGCAUCCCCUGUUUGCGUUUUAGCAGAAAGCAAUCAUUAACCAUAUGUCCCACCUUAUGACAAUAGAAACAGUGACGCACAUAUUUUGGGCGUGCUGGAUGUACUGCUGGUCGACUAGGACUAAAAGUUAGCAACUCCGCAGCCCUGCUCUCCGUACGAGCCGAAAACACGCUCUUAUGCGUCAACACAAACUCGUCUGCCAAUACAGACGCUUCCGACAGUGAGGAUACUUUCUGUUCGUUCAGAUAAACUACACUGCGUUCGGGUAAGCAAUUUUUAAACUCUUCUAACAAGAUUAACUCCCGUAGAGAGUUAAAAUCAGUUACUUUACUAGCACUGUGCCAUUUGUCAAACAGAUUUCCUUUGUCUCUAGCAAACUCCACAUAAGUCUGAGUAGGAGACUUUUUAUGAGACCUAAAUCUCUGCCGAUAUGCCUCAGGAACAAGCUCAUAGGCACGAAGAACAGUAGCUUUGACCACUUCAUAAUUCAAACUGUCUUCAAGAGGUAGCGCUGCCUGAAAAAACUCAGUAUUCUGUGAUUUACCCUCCUGCGCCUGACUCCUUCAAAUCACCCAUCACAGAAUCACCCACCAACUAUGGAGUCAGCGGGAGAGGAGCGCAUGCCUGGAGUCGUGGCACGGGUCCAGGAGCAUUCGACGAUGCUAGCCAGCUUGGGAGAAGCGAUGGAUCGGGUUCUCCAGGUCGUCCAACGCCUGGAGAGGACCCGAUCUGUCGAGACCAGCUGGGCGACCAUUCCAGCCAUCCACACCCCAGCACCCAGAGGGAUCCAUAUAUCCCGACCAAGGGAUUUCGACGGGACAGCUGCUCUCUGCCAAGGAUUCCUCCUCCAACUGGAGUUCUGUUAUUCCAGCAUCAGCCCGGCCCCAUUGGAGCGGGAGAAGGUGUCCGCACUCGUCUCCUGCCUCUCUGGGAAAGCCCUGGAGUUGGCCAAUGCGGUCUGGAAUGAAGGAGAAGCCGCGUUGGACAACUACGGGGAGUUCGCUCGCCUCUUUUGGGCUGUCUUCGAUCACCCACCCGAGGGUCGAGAGGCAGGCGAGCGGCUGGUCCACCUGAAGCAGGGGACGAGGACCACUCAGGACUUCGCCCUGGAGUUACGGACUCUAGCAGCUGGGUCCGGGUGAAACGAGCGGGCCCUCAUCGACCACUUCCGGUGCCAUCUGUGGGAGGACGUCCGAAGGGAGCUAGCCUACCGGGAUACCAUGUUGUCCUUCACUCAACUGGUGGACAUCCGCUUGGACAACAUGCUGGCGGCCAGAGGACGUCCUGGAGGGGGUCUACCCGUUCCAACCCCGCCCGACUCAGAUCACGAGCUGAUGGAGCUGGGUGGAGCAGCGAUCCAAGAGAGCGGAUGACGACAGCACCAGUGUCACUCUGGUGGCACGAGAGGACAUUUCACCUCACGAUGUCGUCAGCGUUCUUUUGGGUCUGGAGGCAGCAGGCAGGGCACUCUCACAUCACCCCAGGUAUUGAACACUCACACUCGUUCAGAGCCCUCUGCUGUGCACUGUACCCUACCCAUCCACUUUCCUGAUCACAUUGUAGUUCCCCAGUGUAAGGUGCUAGUCGAUUCAGGCGCAGCUGGGAACUUUAUGGACAGGUCAUUCUCACACAGUCUAGGCCAGGGGUGUCAAACUCAUUUUAGCUCAGGGGCCACAUGGAGGAAAAUCUAUUCCCAAGUGGGCUGGACCGGAAAAAUCAUGGUAUAUAUAACUUAAAAACAACAACUUCAGAUUGUUUUCUUUGUUUUAAUACGAUCAACAUACAACAUAAAGCUGGAGCCUGAGGACAGUGUGUCCAAAAUAGUACAAGCACAACAUCACUAUUAAUCAUAAAACACGUCAAGUUUAUUUGAAAAUUCUAAAGAAAAAGAACACACAAACACACAAUGCCUCAGUGAUUAACAGAACUGUUUCACAGAUCACAGAACUAUAUCAGGUUGUCAUUUCUCAGGCAGAAAUGUAGAUAAAAAUAAUGAAAUCCUGUUCCCCAAACAAGUGCAAGAACCACAGAGUCAAGAAUAGGUUAAAUAUACAAAUAAAAUAAAAUCAAUUAACAAUAGCACAUCAACAUAAAAACAUAUAAACAUAAAGCUGGAGCCUGAGGACAGUGUCCAAAAGCACAACAUCACUAUUAAUCAUAAAACACCUCAAGUUAUUUGAAAGUUCUGAGGACAAAGAACACACAAACACACAAUGCCUCAGUGAUUAACAGAACUGUUUCACAGAUCACAGAACUAUAUCAGGGUGUCAUUUCUCAGGCAGAAAUGUAGAUAAGAAUAAUGAAAUCCUGUUCCCCAAACAAGUGCAAGAACCACAGAGUCAAGAAUAGGUUAAAUAUACAAAUAAAAUAAAAUCAAUUAAAAACAAUAGCACAUCAACAUAAAAACAUAUAAACAUAAAGCUGGAGCCUGAGGACAGUGUCCAAAAGUACAACAUCACUAUUAAUCAUAAAACACCUCAAGUUAUUUGAAAGUUCUGAGGACAAAGAACACACAAACACACAAUGCCUCAGUGAUUCACAGAAGUAUAUCACAGAUCACAGAACUAUAUCAGGGUGUCAUUUCUCAGGCAGAAAUGUAGAUAAAAAUAAUGAAAUCCUGUUCCCCAAACAAGUGCAAGAACCACAGAGUCAAGAAUAGGUUAAAUAUACAAAUAAAAUAAAAUCAAUUAAAAACAAUAGCACAUCAACAUAAAAACAUAUAAACAUAAAUCUGAAAGCGUUGCUCAAACUCCCGUAACAGUCCCGUUAUUUUAUCUUUGAACCGCUUCAUGUCUGCCACAUGUUGGGUUGCGCACACAUUUUUCAGACAGGGGAAGUGAGCUGCAUCACCACCGGCAUGUUGCGUCUCCCACAAUGACAGCUUCAACUUGAAAGAACGUAUGCUGUCAUAAUACUGCGUGACAACUUUGUUGCGCCCUUGCAGCUGUUUGUUCAAGUUAUUCAGGUGCUCUGUAACAUCCACCAUAAAUUCAAGGUCCUGCAUCCAUUCUGCGGAAUGAAAUUCUAACACUGGUUUGCCCUUUUCUUCCAUGAACUGUUCAAUCUCUUCUCGUAAAUCAAAGAAACGCCUCAGCACAGCACCUCGGCUUAACCAUCUUACCUCAGUGUGGUAUGGCAGGCCAUAGAUGUGGUCUUUCUCUCUGAGAAGGCUGUCAAACUGACGGUGAUUCAGGCUUCUGGAUCGGAUGAAAUUAACAGUUUGGAUGACCACCUUCAUGACGUUAUCCAUCUUUAAUGACUUGCAACACAAAGCCUCCUGGUGCAAAAUACAGUGAAAAGUCAAAAAAUCACGUCCUCCAUUUGCAGAUUGCACUUUCUCUCUGAACUUUGUCACAACGCCUGCUUUUUUCCCGAUCAUUGAGGGCGCACCAUCUGUAGCCAGGCUGACAGUGCGGGACCAGUCCACUCCGACCCUGUCCAGCGCGCCGACGAGUGCGGUAAAAAUAUCAGCUGCUGUCGUUGUAUCUGUCAUCGGCACCAACUCCACAAACUCCUCGGUGACGGUCAAUGUGUCAUCAACUCCGCGGAUGAAAAUGGCCAGUUGUGCAACAUCUGUAAUGUCCGUGCUUUCAUCAAUUGCAACCGAAAACGCAAUAAAUGACUUUACUUUUUGCUUCAACUGGCUGUCCAAAUCCACUGAAAGAUCGGAAAUCCUGUCUGCAACUGUGUUUCUUGUCAGGCUGAUAUUUGCAAAAGCCUGCCGCUUUUCAGUGCACACAAUCUCCGCUGCCUUCAUCAUGCAUGUUUUUACAAAUUCACCCUCACUAAAGGUUUUGAAGCCACUGCGAUUUCAUUAGCAAUGAGGUAGCUAGCUUUCACUGCAGCGUCACUGAUGUCUCGGCUGUGAGUAAACACAGACUGCUGUUUCUUCAGACCCGCCAACAGUUCAUUCACCUUCUCUCAUCUCCGCUGUCCUUGAAAGUUGUCAUAUCUGUCGGAAUGAAGACUCACAUAGUGGCGACGAAGGUUAUAUUCUUUCAGCACUGCAACAUGCUCUGAACACACCAAACAUACAGAUUUCCCAUUCAAUUCCGUGAAUAAAUAGGAUGACCAGUUUUCUUGGAACACUGCACUCUGCGUCCACUUUUCUCUUUUUUGACAGAGACAUAUUGGGGCAAUGAGGGUGCCAAAACACAUCAUGUUAAAAGUAGAAGCCGUAAUAAAUAUCGCGGGCAAAACAAAGUAGCUCAUUGGCUGCACGUGCUUGACCUACAUGCUCUGCCCCGGUAUAAACAGUUUGCUUGCUUAACACAAUUGCUAGUGCGCCAUCCAGUGGACGCAAUUGGAACAGCAGUUUAUUUAAUUGAAAAAUUGCAGCGCAUUUUUAUACUUUACAAUUUUAUUUUAUAUAUAUAUAUAUAUAUUUUUUUAAAUCAUCUCGCGGGCCGGAUUAAACCCGUUUGCGGGCCUGAUCCGGCCCGCGGGCCGGACGUUUGACACCCCUGGUCUAGGCAUUUCAUUGGUUCCCCUAUCCAUUCCACUCCCCAUCAGAGCACUUGACAGUCGACCAUUAGGGUCCAGGUUAGGUAGGGAGGUUACAGCACCAGUCACUAUGGUUACCCAUGAGACUCAUCGCGAGCAAGUAACUUUUUUAUUAUUGAGUCUCCUGCUUUCCCUGUAGUAUUAGGAAUUCCUUGGUUAGCACUCCACAACCCCACCUUCUCAUGGCCGCAGAGGGUUCUCACGGGGUGGUCGCGAGAGUGUCAGGGUAGGUGUCUCGGUGUUCCGUUGGUGCAACCACGGUGGAAAGUCCAGACAGUUCCUCCACUGUGUGCAUUCCCCCCGAAUACCUCGAUUUGGCGCACGCGUUUUCCAAAACGCAGGCAACCAAGUUACCACCUCAUCGGGCGGGGGAUUGCGCGAUAAACCUCCGGGUAUAUGCUGUGCCUCCCAGGAGUCAUGUGUAUCCCCUGUCACAGGCUGAACGGAGGCUAUGGAGACAUACGUCAAAGAGUCCCUGCGCCAGGGGUUUAUAUGUCCCUCCACUUCGCCCGCCUCCUCAAGUUUAUUUUUUGUGAAGAAGAAAGACGGCGGUCUGCGCCCUUGCAUUGAUUAUCGAUCACUGAACAAGGAGACGAUACGAUUUAGUUAUCCUCUCCCCCUCAUUUCUUCGGUGAUCGAGUCAAUGCAUGGGGCGCACUUGUUUACCAAAUUAGAUCUCCGGAGUGCGUACAAUCUGGUGUGUGCCCGAGAGGGGGAUGAGUGGAAGACAGCAUUCAGCACAACCACAGGGCAUUAUGAAUACCUGGUGAUGCCUUACGGUUUGAUGAAUGCUCCAUCCGUCUUCCAGUCCUUUGUGAACUAGGUGUUUUGGGACAUGCUUGGUCGCAGUGUAGUGGUCUACAUCGAUGACAUUCUGGUGUAUUUCCGCUAUGCGCGUCGAGCAUGUGUCCCUGGUUCGCAAAGUGCUGGCCCGACUGUUGGAAAAUGACCUUCAUGCCAAGGCAGAAAAGUGUCUGUUUUUCCAACAGUCCGUCUCCUUCCUCAGAUACCGCAUUACCACCUCAGGUGUGGAGAUGGAGGGUGAUCGCAUUUCAGCCAUGCGUAUUUUGCCAACUCCAACCACGGUAAAGGAGGUGCAGCGCUUUAUUGGCUUUUCCAACUACUAUCGGAGGUUUAUCCGGGGCUUUGGCAAGGUCGCAGCUCCCAUCACAUCUCUGUUGAAGGUUGGGCCGUCCUGGCUCCGCUGGUCUGCUGAGGCUGACAGGGCCUUCAGUAACCUGAGGGGUCUGUUCACCUCAGCCCCGGUACUGGCCCACCCCAAUCCAUCACUACCGUUCAUAGUGGAGGUGGAUGCGUCCGAGGUAGGGAUAGGCACUGUCCUAUCUCAAUGCUCGGGCACGCCACCCAAGCUCCGCCCCUGUGCCUUCUUCUCCAAGAAGCUCAGCCUGGCAGAGCAGAACUACGACGUUGGUGAUCGGGAGCUGUUAGCUGUUGUCCGAGCCCUGACCGUGUGGAGGCACUGUCUCGAAGGGGCGAAACACCCUUUCCUCGUCUGGACGGACCACCGUAACCUGGAGUACAUCCGGGCAGCGAGGAGGCUGAACCCUCGCAAGGCCAGGUGGGCCCUAUUCUUCACCCGGUUUGAUUUCACUCUAUCAUACAUCCCGGGUACGAAGAACGUGAAGGCAGACAUAUUGUCACAGCUGAACGACACAGAGGAGAGGCCCAGAGACAACACCCCCAUACUCACGGCCUCCUGCAUUGUGGCGCCGAUAGUAUGGACGUGGAUAUAGAGCAGGCGUUACGCACAGAGCCAUCUCCACCUCAGUGUCCAGCUGGGCUGCAGUACGUGCCUGCUCUUGUCCGUGACCAGCUGAUCUACUGGGCACACACGUCCCCUUUCACUCUAUCAUACAUCCCGGGUAUGAAGAACGUGAAGGCAGACAUAUUGUCACAGCUGUAUGACACAGAGGAGAGGCCCAGAGACAACACCCCCAUACUCCCGGCCUCCUGCAUUGUGGCGCCGAUAGUAUGGACGUGGAUAUAGAGCAGGCGUUACGCACAGAGCCAUCUCCACCUCAGUGUCCAGCUGGGCUGCAGUACGUGCCUGCACUUGUCCGUGACCAGCUGAUCUACUGGGCACACACGUCCCCCUCCUCUGGUCACCCAUGUAUCGGUCGAACAGUGCGCUGCCUGACUGGAAAGUACUGGUGGCUUACCUUGGCUAAGGACGUGAGGGUGUAUGUCUCCUCCUGCUCAGUGUGCACCCAGAGUAAGGCACCUAGGCACCUCCCAGCGGGUAAGUUACAGCCAUUACCAGUUCCACAACUAAGUAUUGAUUUCCUAACUGAUCUUCCCCUCUCUCAAGGUAACAUCACCAUCCUGGUCGUUGUGGACCGCUUUUCCGAGGCCUGCCACCUCCUUCCUCUGCCCAGUCUCCCCACGGCCCUGCAGACUGUGGAGGCCCUGUUUACACACGUCUUCCGGCACUACUGGGUACCAGAGGACAUAGUGUCUGACCGGGGUCCCCAGUUCACAUCCAAGGCCUGGAAGGCAUUCAUGGAACGUCUGGGGGUCUCGGUCAGCCUGACCUCUGGUUUCCACCCCGAGUCUAAUGGGCAGGUGGAGUGGGUAAAUCAGGAUGUGGGUAGGUUCCUAUGGUCCUACUGCCAGGACCGGCCGGGGGAGUGGUUGGUGUUCUUGCCAUGAGCCGAAUAUGCCCAGAACUCUCUCCGUCACUCCUCCACUAACCUAACGCCAUUCCAAUGUGUUUUAGGUUACCAACCGGUUCUGGCACCGUGGCACCAGAGCCAGAUUGAGGCUCCUGUGGUGGAUGACUGGUUUCGGUGCGCGGAGGAGACGUGGAACGCUGCUCACGUCUACCUCCAACGCGCUGUUCGUCGUCAGAAGGCCAAUGCUGACCGCCACCGCAGUGAAGCCCCGGACUUCGUACCGGGUGAUCAGGUCUGGCUCUCGACCCGGAAUCUGCCCCUCCGCCUGCCCUGCUGGAAGCUGACCUCGCGGUUUGUGGGGCCGUUCAAAGUCCUGAGGAGGAUGAACGAGGUUACUUAUAGGUUAUUACUUCCCCAUGAUUAUCGUAUUAACCCCUCAUUUCAUGUGUCUCUCCUCAGGCCGGUUGUGGCUGGUCCGCUCCAGGAGUCUGAGGUGUGGGAGGUCCCUCCGCCUCCUCUGGACAUCGAGGGGGCCCCGGCGUACUCCGUCCGUUCCAUCCUGGAUUUGAGGUGUCGGGUGGGGGGCCAUCAGUACCUCGUGGAGUGGGAGGGGUACGGUCUGGAGGAACGGUGCUGGGUCCCGGUGAGGGAUAUCCUCGAUCCCUCCCUGUUGUGGGAUUUCCACCGUCGCCAUCCGGCUCGCCCUGCUCCGCGUCCUCCUGGCCUUCCCGAGGCCGGUGUCGGCGCGCUGCUGGGGCUGCGCGUCAAGGGGGUGGGUACUGUCAUGACUUCCUCUGAAGCUGCCUCCUCUCCUUGUUCGGGCAGGCUUCGGCGUUUGUCAUCACCGGCCUUCUAGCCACUGCCGCAUCACAUCUCAUCAUUCCAUUUGUUUUGUCUUGUCUAUUACACACACAUGGUUCAUAUCCCCACAUUAGUAUGUGUAUAAGUGUUCCCUCUGCCCCCUUGUCCUUGUGGGUGAUUGUUUAUUUUGAGGAGAGAGUAGUUCGGUUGAGCUACGUGUAUUUUGUAUUGCCGGGGUAUAUUUUCCCCAUGUGCCUGUUUUGUUCCAGUGUGCCUGGACUGUUUGCGCACUGGACUGUUUUGACUCUAUCAUGCGUAACUCUGUAUUCCAGAAUAAACUCUGUAUUCUGUGAUUUACCCUCCUGUGCCUGACUCCUUCAAAUCACCCAUCACACUUCUAUCUAUAGCCAUAAAAAUGACACAUCAAAUAGCCUAACAAUGAGGAAAAAAGUAGUCAGCUUGAGGAUAAAUUUUGCCACUAUUGUUGAACUCAGCAUGUUUUGUCUGGCUAAUAGCCUACACAAAUGGGCUCCAAUCUCUAGUAAAUUCAAUCAAAUUAAAUUACAUCCAAUUUGAGAGACUCUCCCCAUGUCUUCUGAAGUCCUGUUUUUGCUUCUCUCUCUGUGUCUGUUUUGCUCUUUCUUUCUUUUAGAAAAAAGUCUCUCUGUGCUUGUCUCUCUUUUCUUUUUACCUAGAGGCCUAUAGUAGCUACAGUAUGCGACUGCGUCGCCUUGCAUUUUUGUGUGCAAAUGUUUUCACCAAAGCCUGUAGGUCCAGGUUGCGGGCCUGACUGUUUUCUAUACUGAGAAGAAACAAAUACUUAACUUCCUAGUAAAUAUGGAAAUUAAAAAGGUUAUGAUUGACUUUUUGGAGAGUUAAUGUCAAAAUUAUUUAUAAAAUAAAAUAGAGCUUGUGGGCCCCCCCACCUUGUGUGGGCUGCGGGGGUGUCCGGUAUGCCAGUGAUCUCUUAAGUCAUUUCUUGUACAUUAUCUCAUUUGUACUAUAGAUCAGUGGUGGGUAAAUGCUUUUCAAACUAACUCCACUAGGUGUCACUAGGACAAUCAGAACCGUAAAUCCGGAUAUUUUCUCUCAAGUGCAUGUGGCAAGGUUAAAAGCAAUAACCAGCAGAUAAAUUACACCAAGUAAACACAGUGUUGAACGAGGAGUGAAUGUCUGUGUACCUGUGUCCACUGCAGAGACUGAGACACUGGGACCAUGCCAUGUCUGUGCUGGAGUGUGAGAGGCACCCCUUCAGUAUGAUAACAGAGCGGGCCGUGUCCUAUCAGAUCAAUGUGCAGGCCCGUGUGCACAGCCAGCGGCAGGACUUCAACAGUAGUCCCAUCAACCAGGAGAUUGGGCUGAGCAAGCGCACCUGCAAGAACCAGGUAUGGAGGCAUGAGAAGGGAUGAUGCAGGAAAAGGGAGGGUGGAGUCAGUGUCUGUGUGAUUUCAGGACAGGAGAUAGGGUCUAGUACUUUCAGGAUAUGAGCAUUGCAAUGUUGUGAUUUAGUUGGAUAAAAGUAAAUUGAUAAUUUUGGGUAGCUUAAACAAAUAAACUUCAAGAGGAUUGACUCAGAUACUAGCUAACAGGGCAUUGUAUUCCAAUUUCUGUUGUAUUUAGAGGGUUCUGGUAGCUGAGUACUGAACUGCUGUACAUCUUCUUUCCUCUGUGUGCAGGUGUUCAAGGUGAAGGGCCUCAGCUUGCCCAUCUUCGUGACCUUUGCCCUCACCUUCCCUGCAGUC
Messenger RNA from Coregonus sp. 'balchen', 28618 nucleotides. Lineage: Eukaryota; Metazoa; Chordata; Actinopteri; Salmoniformes; Salmonidae. The record is from the annotation of a GenBank genome assembly.